AUGGGCGGUCGCAUGAGUCAUGAGGCGGCGCCCGUGAAGACGUGGGGCUCGCCCGACGAGCACGUCGUGGUUGUGGAGGACACCAAGGCGCUCAAGCAGGCCGUGCACGACGAGAUGGAGCUCAUCGGCUGCGGGUUCCACCAGCAUCGCGUCGUGACUAUUUUAGGGUUCGGGAACGUGGCCGACGCAGUGGAGAUCCUGGCAAUUGGCUACAUUUUGACCGUGUAUGAAGAUACAGAAGGCGAGAUGACGCCAUGGGAGUCGAGUUUGCUGACUGCUGCCGUGUUCGCUGGGAUGCUGGGCGGUGGGUUGGUGGGCGGCGUGGCUGGAGAUCUCUACGGUCGCAAGCCAGUUCUGCUCAUGACACUGGCCAUUAAUGCCAUCGCUGCCUUCAUGUCGGCCUUCUCGCCGAACAUUUACUGGCUCAUUUUCUUCCGAGCUCUGGCGGGUCUGGGCGUGGGUGGAGUGGUGGCCUCGCUAUUUGCUUUGUGCCUGGAGCACGUCCCGGUGUCGGCACGAGGUCGAUAUGUCACGAUUCUGUGCUCCUUCUGGAUGGUGGGGGCGGUGCUGACGGCGGGCACGGCGUGGAUCAUGCUGGGCAAGUACAGUAACGGGGAACGGAUACUGCAGCUGUCGUGGCGCUGGUUCGCUGGAGUGGUGGGGCUGCCGUCCUUCACGUGCUUUAUGCUGGCCUGGGUGUAUGUCCCUGAAAGCCCCCACUUUUUGGCGAGUAAGGGUGAUGCACAAGGCGCGUCGGCUGUGCUGCAGUAUAUUCAUCAAGUGCACAAGAGUGGGCGGCACAUUCAACUCAAGUUUUCCAGUGGCGAAAACAAUGAGAAUGGUGAUAGAGAGGAUAAAGCGAACUCGCAUAGUGCAGUGUGCAGUCGAGACAGUUUGCGCGUUGUUGUACGCUUGUUUAAGCCACCUAACGCAGGACCCACGCUGCUGUUGAUGUUGUGUGGGUUUUCUCUGAGUUUCGGCUCGUACGGUCUUUCAACGUGGAUCACGAAGUUAUUCGAGAGUGCUGGGCUGUCGAACCCAUUUGAGAAUGCGUUCCUGUUUGCCGGGGCUAAUCUACCGGGUAAUAUUGUCAGUUUGUACCUUAUCGAUAUUAUCGGGCAUCAGCGCCUGCUGUCGGGCGCACUCUUCAUGUCAGGUUUCUGCGCACUGUUGUUUGCAUUCAACGUGGAGGGCUCGAAGACGAUCAUUGUACUAGUCUCCUGCCUCUUUAACGCCUGUACAACGGCAGCUUGGAAUGGAUUUGGAGUUCUUUCGGCUGAAAACUUCCCGCAGGAGCUCCGUACGACGGGCAUCUCGGUGGUAAAUUGCUCGAAUCGCGUAGCUGCCAUCACAGCACAGUUCGUGAACGGUUUCCUCAUGGGCCCACCGCCGCAUCUCGUGGCUCUGCUGUUGGUCACAACAACCGUCAUGGUUUCCGGUGGUAUAGCCUCGCGCUGGAUCGCGCAUGGUGGCGACGACGACAUCGAUGCUAUCAGCAAAUCAGACAGCGGUGAAGACUUGGAGGCGGACGAAGAAGGCGUAUCGAGUCUGCGCGGUGGAGGCGAUGAAGGAGAGCACGCCGGUCUCAUUCAACACGACGUUCUUCUGCACGAGAAGAAGCAUUCGCCCCAGCGAGAUGGUACGAAAGCAGGGUCGCCAGCCAGCGACAAGCAACUGGUUCAGCGAACAUCCGCGGAGCGGCAGAAUAAUGCUGCUGAUUAA
Phytophthora sojae is the source of this 1722-nucleotide messenger RNA. RefSeq lists its product as hypothetical. Bases 1 to 1722 code for a protein of 573 amino acids. Gene Ontology annotation, cellular component: membrane. The transcript is spliced from 6 exons. The record is from RefSeq and is a predicted model, not a curated record. Gene Ontology annotation, biological process: transmembrane transport. NCBI's taxonomy places the organism in Eukaryota, Oomycota, Peronosporomycetes, Peronosporales, Peronosporaceae. Gene Ontology annotation, molecular function: transmembrane transporter activity.